GAGAGAGAGAGAGAGAGAGGAAAUUGUACCUGUUCGGAGUAGCCUGUAACUCUGUAGUUCUUCUCCGAGCAACACAAGCAGGAGACUGCAGAAGUGGAUGAAGCUAACGCUCAACAAAGCGUGCGAUCUCAACUCCAUUUCCGUUCUCCCUCCACAAGCAAGACGCGGAAAUGCCGUGCAGAUGGGAUCCGAGUCGUCGAUCUUCGCGAAGAGCCAAGCAUCGUCGUCCCGGUUCGGGAAUUCAAUCGUCCCGCCGGCGAUGUCGCAGUCGCAGCAAUCUUUCUCUCAGGGACUGCCGCUCUCUCAACUCUCUCAGAGUUCUCUGGACGAGCUAACGGUGACGAACGAACAGAGGCUCGGUUCGCAAGACAGGGAGAACUCGGUGAAGAGGGCGCCUAGCUUAGCCCCUGGAUACGGUCUUGAAGAGGGUCAGUUGCAGUUGAGAUCUUCAACCAACAUGCUCAGAAGGUGGAACCCGCCGACGGCUUCUGAUAACAGAUUCUCCGAGGAACUUGAACGCAGGCUGGGGAUGAUGGAUACCACAUUGCACAGGCUGGGAAUGAUUCUCGACUCUGUUCAGGGAGACGUCAUGCAAAUAAACAAGGCAGUGAAAGAGGUUUGCCUUGAGGUCGAGGUAGUGCGGCAGAAGAUGAUGGCCCAAGAUAAUGCUCUGCAGCUGGUGCUCAAGGAAGAAGAAGCCAUCAAGGCCAGCAUAGAUGGAACAAUGAAGUCCAUACCUGAUGAACUACGGAAAGAAGCCAACCAACCUAAAUUGCAAGAGAUUGUCACCAAGCUCACAUCGAUGCCGGACUUCAUUGAAGCUCGUUUCUACAAGCUCAAAGCUGAACUAUGCUGCGCCUUCACUCAAGAAAUUCAGGCAAUCAAAGAAAAGAAAGAGAUGCAAUGCAGCAAGGAGCCUCCUCUGCUGAAUGAUCGUAGUGUGCUUCCUGCAAAAAAUGUGGCAUAUACUAACGCCAGCGGACGUAGAAGGCAACACCUACUCCAGCAAGGAAGUGGAGAGUUGCAUGGUUCUUUAACAAAUGCAGCAACAAAGAACUUGAAUUCGUCCAGGGUUGAGACUUGGACGAAGAAAGUUAAAGAGGAAGAACAACCAUCCGCCCCCGGCUCGGAGAAGGGAAAGUGGAACAUUAUCAUCGACUCUGACGACGACCUGGAGACCGAAUUCCCAAGCAUGUUCAGAGGAGAUGGAAAUGGAAGAUACUCCGUGGAGGAAGCUGACGAGGAGGCGCAGCGGAUCCUGAGAAGGGCGCGGAGGAGAAAAAGGAAACAUGAAAGCAAGGACUGGCACGAACGGGUGAUAUUAUUAUAAUGACCUCAAUAUUGGAUUUUUCUUCUGUGUGAUGUCGGCAUGGCCUUGUGGGGUCUUCGAUAGCGUCCCCUGGUGUACGCGUACACCAGGAAUUGUUAUCUUGGCUGUCCAUUUGCAUACAUGGAUGGGGAAGCUAGUGGUGCAUUCGGUGCACACCACUAGUUUUUGUAAUCCGACGCUUGUUACUACAUCUCAGCAUCUUUGAUCAGCUCCGCAUGGCUCACAACCGAUGGUUUCAAGCGCUCUGCGGUACUUUCUUUUUCUUCUUUCUCCACAAAUUUCGUCCUCU
Nymphaea colorata (pocket water lily) is the source of this 1619-nucleotide messenger RNA. RefSeq names its product putative recombination initiation defects 3. Gene Ontology annotation, cellular component: nucleus. The record is from RefSeq and is a predicted model, not a curated record. The transcript has 11 exons. Gene Ontology annotation, biological process: meiotic DNA double-strand break formation; embryo sac development; microsporogenesis. Bases 98 to 1330 code for a protein of 410 amino acids. Lineage: Eukaryota; Viridiplantae; Streptophyta; Magnoliopsida; Nymphaeales; Nymphaeaceae.